Molecule: messenger RNA, 5077 nt
Organism: Caenorhabditis angaria
Lineage: Eukaryota; Metazoa; Nematoda; Chromadorea; Rhabditida; Rhabditidae
Source: the annotation of a GenBank genome assembly
AUGACGAUACCUAUUUUUUCCAGAGUUCAUGGAAUGAUAAGGCGAAAUGGAUAUUUGCUGAUUUGCCUAGCAGCUUUUCUAAUAUUUUCAUUAUAUUUAUACAAUGGAAUUGAUACGGGUAACGAUAUUGUUGUGAGAAGACAGGUAAUUUUUUGAGUUAGUAUUUUUAAAAUUAAUAUAAAUUGAAAGUUCAGGAGUACAUUGAACAGCUGAAAAAGAAAGUCGAAAAACUUGAAGAUAUUGCAAAUAACAAUGAAAAACAAAUAGAUCAACUGGAAACUGAUAUAAAAACGGUGAAAAUCGAAAGAGAACGAGAAUUGAAAAGCCAAUCUGCUGUUGAGAAAGUCGAAGAUAAAGCUGCUGAAGUUGAUGUUGCUGAUGAAGUUGUUGUUCGAGGAGAUCGACUUGCUCAUAUUAAUCAAAUACAUCAAAGAACUACGCCAUCAUUGAAGAAUACUUGUGGAUUACGAGCUAAUUUGAGCAAACCUGAUAGCUCUCUUCAAAUGUUAGAUCUUUAUGAUGUUUGGAAGUUUGAUAAUCCUGAUGGUGGAGUUUGGAAACAAGGAUUCCCGGUGAGAAAUGUCUUUUCUAAUUAAGUAAAUUAUUGAUUGUUCAGAUAACAUAUGACGAAGAAGCUGUUAAAAAAGAAGAUCGACUUGAGAUUGUAAUUAUUCCACAUUCACACUGUGAUCCUGGAUGGAUUCAGACAUUUGAAGGAUAUUAUGAAAAACAGACUAAAUUUAUUUUGGAUGGAAUGGCAAAACAUUUAGAAAUCAAAGAUGGACUCAAGUUUAUCUACGCGGAAAUGUCAUUUUUUGAAAUGUGGUGGAAAGAGCAAAACGAAGCUACUAGAGAGAAAGUCAAAAAAUAUUUAGAAGAUGGGAAAUUCGAAAUUGUAACUGGUGGAUGGGUUAUGAGUGAUGAAGCAAAUGCACAUUAUCAUUCAAUGAUUGUUGAAUUAUUCGAAGGUCAUGAAUGGAUUAAAAAUCAUUUAGGAAAAGCAGCAAUUCCAAAAUCACAUUGGUCAAUUGAUCCAUUUGGUCUUUCUCCAUCAAUGCCACAUCUUUUAACAUCUUCAAAUAUUACAAAUGCAGUUAUUCAACGUGUUCAUUAUAGUGUUAAACGAGAACUUGCUUUGAAGAAAAAUCUUGAAUUUUAUUGGCGACAAUUAUCGGGAAAGUCUUCACAGAGAGAAGAUUUGCGAACUCAUAUAAUGCCAUUUUAUUCGUAUGAUGUCCCUCAUACUUGUGGACCUGAGCCUUCAAUUUGUUGUCAAUUUGAUUUCCGUCGUCUUCCAAAAGGUGGAAAAAGUUGUGAUUGGGGAAUUCCGCCAAGAGAAAUCGAUUCGAAUAAUGUAGCUGAAAGAGCAAAAAUGUUAUAUGAUCAAUAUCGAAAAAAAGCGCAACUUUAUAAAAAUAAUGUGAUUUUUGCACCAUUGGGAGAUGAUUUUAGAUAUGAUAUUGAUUUUGAAUGGGAUUCACAAUAUUCGAAUUAUAAGCAAUUAUUUGAAUAUAUGAAUUCGCAAAAAGAUUGGAAUGUUCAUGCACAAUUUGGAACAUUGAAAGAUUAUUUCGAAAAAUUAGAUAAACGUUUGAUUGAAAAUGGAAAGAAAUUGGAAACACUUUCUGGUGAUUUUUUCACAUAUGCUGAUAGAGAUGAUCAUUAUUGGAGUGGAUAUUUUACAUCUCGACCAUUUUAUAAACAAUUAGAUCGAGUACUUCAACAUUAUUUAAGAUCUGCUGAAAUUGCAUUUUCACUUGCAAAUAUUGAAGAAGGUGGAAUGAUGGAAAAACCAAUAUUUGAGAAAUUGCAAAGAGCAAGAAGAGCGUUGGCAUUAUUCCAACAUCAUGACGGAGUUACUGGAACUGCUAAAGAUCAUGUGGUAUUAGAUUAUGGAAGGAAAAUGAUUGAUGCAUUGAAUGAUUGUGAAGAUGUUUUAUCGGAGAGUUUUAUUGUUUUGCUUGGAAUUGAUAAUACGAAUAAAAUGAUUGUUGAUGAGACAAGAGUUAAUGAAAAUGUAUUACCGGAGAAGAGAGUUUACACAAUUGGACAGUGAGUUUUUCAAAAAAUAAAAAUAAUAAUAAUUGGUUCUGUAAUCGCACAGAACGCUCUAUUCAAUGUUUCAAAAUUUCAUAGGACCUAACUUGGAUAUAUGAAAAAUGCCGUAAAAUUAACCAUUUUUCCAGAAAUGUCGUGAUUUUCAACACUCUUUCUCGUCAACGAAGUGAACCUAUUUGUAUCCACGUAGAUUCUCUCGACGCAGGAAUCGAAGCAGAUCAAGAUAUUGUAAUUUUUCCGUCACCACUCCUUCCCUUUCAAAAAAAAAUAUAUAUUCCAGGCUAACCAACAAAUUGCGCCAGUUAUUCAAUUCGAUGAAAAUGUUCCAAAUCUUCUGAAAAUCAAAAAAGACACAUUCGAACUUUGUUUCUCUGCGAAACUUGGGCCAAUGAGUACUGUAGCAUAUCGAAUUGUUAAAUCAACAAAUACCAAAAAGGCUAAAAUUUCAACGAAUUUUGAAAUAUCGAUUGAUAAUUUUGAUAGACGCAAAAUUUCGGGAGAAUUUAAUUUGGAUAAUGGAAAAAUUAAUGUUGUUUUUGAUGAGAAUUCAGGAAUGGCAAAGGUUUGUAUAUAAUUUAAAAAAAAAUAGAAAAACAUUAAUUUUUUGCAGAGUAUAACACAUCAAAUUGACAAGAAAACCAUUAAUUUGAAUUCACAAUUUAUUCAUUAUGGAGCAAGAAAAAACAGAAAACACUGUAAGUCAGGCAGAUUUGAAUGGAAGUCUGGAUACUGUAGGACCUUGAUAAACUACUGGAUUACUGUAGGUAGUGUAAAUAGGGUUACUGUAGAAUGGAGAUGGUUGUUGAUAAAAACGUUGUUGUUGUUGAUACAUUGGAUAACCAUUAAUUAGUAAUGGUUGAGUUGGAUUCAUUAAUUCGGGAACUCCGAAACGAGGCCGAUAAAAUGAAGAAGAAAUAUAUGGAGAAGAGGAAGAAUCAUAGAUUUGUUGAUGUUGUUGAGAUGAAUAUUGAGAUUGAUCUAAAGAGGGAAAAAUUAGAGGGUUUUGGGAACAGUGGAAAAGUUACCAUAGGUUUUUCUUAUGUAUAUUUCACCAUCAUUUCUUCCACUAUAAGGAGAGGGCCAAGGAUCUGAAAUAUUCAAGAAUUUUGAAAGGAAAAUACGUGUCGAGCUAAAUGUUAUUCUAUCCAAACUCGAUUUUAGUUUUCAGAAUCUUUUUAUUGAAAUAAUCCUAAAGUUUUACUCUUAAAAAAUUAUCUCGAUUUUUUUCUGAAUGAUUCCAUCCUUAAAUUUUCUAGGUCAACAAAUUUCUCCUCAAAACUCACUCGAAUAAACUUGCGAAUUGUAAAAUGUCUGCGACAUUGCAAAAUUUACCAAAAAUCCAAUAAAAAACAAGAAUACACUCCACAUAUUUUUAUUUUUCAGAAAAUUAAUUUUAAACACAAAAUAUAACAUGAAAAGAUGAGAGAAUAAUUGAAUAAAAUGUAAUAAGGUCAAUUGAUUAAUUUAUCCUAUUUGAUUUCAGUUUCAAAUGGAAAUGAAGACAAUCCGGCUGGCGCAUAUCUUUUCUUACCAAAUGGAGAAGCGAAAAUAAUUGAACAACAACAAUCAAAAUAUGUUGUAAUUGAUGGAAAUGUUGUCAAAAAAGUUCUGAAUAUUCCGAAUUCCGAGCUAAAAGUUUUGCAAACUUUUUCGAUUUAUGACAAAUUGGAUUAUUUGGAUUUGGAUCAGGAGAUUGAUAUAAGAGCCAGGGAUGACUUUGAAUUUGCUUUGAGAUUUUCGUCGAAUAUUGAGAGUGGAGACACUUUUUAUACUGAUUUGAAUGGAUUGCAGGUACAUUUUUUGACAAAAAAAAACAAUAUUUUUGAAUGUUUUUUUUAGAUGAUAAAAAGAAAACGACGAUCAAAACUUCCACUUCAAGCAAAUUAUUAUCCAAUGUCAGCUGGUGUUUUUAUUGAAGAUGAUUCAUCUCGUUUAUCAAUUCAUUCAGCACAAGCAUUGGGUGUUAGUAGUUUGAAAUCGGGAGAAAUUGAGAUUAUGCUCGAUAGAAGAUUGAAUAGUGAUGAUAAUCGAGGAUUGCAACAGGGUGUUAAAGGUUGGAAUUUUUGAGGCAUCUGAAAUUGUGGGAGGGGGAGAGGGGGUAUUUAAAAUUCAAUCUCGAUUUUGCGCUCGAAAAAUGCAUUGAAAAAGUUUGGCCAAGUUUUUCGAAAAAGUUAUAGAAGUAUUGUUGGUAUUUUAAUUUAAAAACACUUGAUUUUGUACACCAGUCGCAAAAACCCGCCAAACCUCGCUGCGAUAUGCCAUUUUGCUACUAACCUCGCAGUAAUAUGCCGCAACAUUUUAUGAGAAUUGAAAUUUUAUGAAAAAAUGUAGAAAUUAAGCAGCUUUCGGUCUCAAAAUUGUCCUAAACAUUAAAAAAAAUCAAUUUUUCCUCUGAAAAAAGUUCCAAACAUCUUUCUUUGCGAAAUCCAAUUUUUCCAGACAAUAAGCGAACAAUUGGACAUUUCCGAAUUCUUUCUGAACCAAUGUCUUCUUCAACUUCGACAGAAAAAGAAAAAGAACGUGUUGGAUAUCAUUCAUCAGUUAGUCAAUUUGCCACGUGGUCUCUUCAUUAUCCAAUUGUCAAAAUGAUUUCGGAUGGAACACCAAAACCUGUGGUUUCGAAAAAUUUCGAUGAAGAAUUGAAUUGUGAUUUGCAUGUCGUCACUUUUAGGUAGGAAAUUUUGUUUUUAGAAUUUUUAAAGUACAUAAAAAAACGUUUUUCUUCAGAAGUUUGGCUGGCAAAACGUCGUAUGAAAAACAGGAUGAACAAUCUACAGCUGCUGAAAAGAAAUCUGCAUUGAUUGUUCAUCGAAUUGUUCCUGAUUGUCGAUCUCGAAUAACAUUGGAAGAUCAAGGUUGCCAAUCUAGAGAUCAUUCGAUUUCACCGCUUGAAAUUGUUCCAACUCUGAAAUCUGCGAAACAAACUUCACUUACUAAUUUAUAUGAAAAUUCGGAUUCUUCGAAAACGAAAUUCGAAAUUCAACCAAAUGAGGUUUCAAAUAUUCUUGUCGCUUGGUAA